Leptopilina heterotoma is the source of this 1047-nucleotide messenger RNA. RefSeq names its product nuclear pore glycoprotein p62 (gene Nup62). NCBI's taxonomy places the organism in Eukaryota, Metazoa, Arthropoda, Insecta, Hymenoptera, Figitidae. Gene Ontology annotation, biological process: protein import into nucleus; RNA export from nucleus. Gene Ontology annotation, cellular component: nuclear pore; nuclear pore central transport channel. The record is from RefSeq and is a predicted model, not a curated record. The transcript has 4 exons. Gene Ontology annotation, molecular function: structural constituent of nuclear pore; phospholipid binding. The coding region runs from base 212 to 964 and encodes 250 amino acids.
GCUUUCGGUCGACGUAUUCUGCAUUCAUGGGAUCGCACCCUAAGUGCCAAUGUUAAACACUAUACUACUACUACUACUUGUCAAACUGGAGAGUUGGUUCUCCUGUCUCUAUUAUACAGUCUUCUUGGUUCUGAUUGUGGUGUAAUUAUUUAUAAGAUUCAAGGCUUGACUCGCUUUCAACUUUUGUAAGUGAAUUAAAUAAACACAUAUAAUGGCUACAACAACCACAGGUUUCACGUUAGGAACUCCCGCUCAAUCAACAAUCUCUGGCUUUUCGCUUGGGAAAACCACUUCUUUAACCACUCAAACAACUCCAGCUGUUGGAACUCUUCAGGCUUCUUUAGGCUCCACUUCUACCGUGAGUACAUCAGCUAGCAGUGGCCAGGAUGGAACAAUUAAUUUUUGUCAGCUGGAAGAAUCCAUCAAUAAGUGGACUUUAGAAUUGGAAGAGCAAGAAAAGGUGUUUGUCAAUCAAGCAACGCAGGUUAACGCUUGGGACAAAUUACUCAUUGCCAACGGAGAGAAGAUCGUUACCCUAAAUCAGGAAGUGGAAAGAGUUAAACAAGAACAACAACAAUUAGAGCAUGAACUUGACUAUGUGGUUGGUCAGCAGAAGGAAUUACAGGACUGUCUCGUGCCUCUUGAAAAAGAACUUUCUCAACUCUCAGUAUCAGAUCCCGAACGAGAAUACACUUACCGUCUCGCCGAAAGUCUAGACACUCAACUCAAACAAAUGUCUGAAGACUUGAAAGAGAUUAUUGAACAUUUAAAUGAAGCGAAUCGUGCCCAAGAUUCGAGUGAUCCUAUUGUUCAGAUUGGAAAAAUAUUGAAUGCUCACAUGAACAGCUUGCAGUGGCUUGAUCAACGUACCAAUCUCAUAAGUCAAAAAAUUCAGCAAAUCGAUCAAAUGCACCACAACUUUCGUCAGGAAAAUGAACGCAGUUUCAGUCUAGCUUACAACUAGUAUUAAAUGUUUUUAAAUGUAAAAUAAAAAUUAAGGUUUCGAAUAAUGUUGACGAAUAAAUAAAGUUAUAUUUUUCAUUUUUA